This is a messenger RNA of Sphaeramia orbicularis (orbiculate cardinalfish), 3858 nucleotides long. It is a transcript of the gene lzts1, whose product is annotated as leucine zipper, putative tumor suppressor 1. Gene Ontology annotation, biological process: regulation of dendrite morphogenesis; regulation of synaptic plasticity. The coding region runs from base 29 to 1999 and encodes 656 amino acids. NCBI's taxonomy places the organism in Eukaryota, Metazoa, Chordata, Actinopteri, Kurtiformes, Apogonidae. Gene Ontology annotation, cellular component: dendritic spine. The record is from RefSeq and is a predicted model, not a curated record. The transcript is spliced from 8 exons.
CCCUGCCAUCACUUAUGCCUACAGGACAAUGGGUAGUGUCAGCAGUGUCAUCAAUGGCAACAGCCUCAACAGCAAACACUGCAAGGCAUCUGAGUUCAGGUUAAAAAAGGACACAAACCAUCAUAGAAGAACUGGAGGGUGCAGCCUUGACGGUUUAUUGAAGUGCGGCUUUGUUCAGGGCUCUUCAUCUUCCACUUAUCCCUCUAAGGGCCUUUCCCAUUCUCGCUCAGGACGAAGUGAGGAUUUUUUUUACAUUAAGGUGAGUCAUAAACCAAGGUCAGUUUACCACAAAGGAGGGGCAAUGGAGGAGCGUGCAGGUGGAGGAAACACAGAUGAACCUGAUCGGAAACCCCAACCAAAACUGCUGCUAAUGUCAAAGAAGUUGCCUGAGAGGACUUCUGCUGAACAGUCACUGGUCCGUUCCACUGCCUUCACACCAGUAAUUCCCAGGAGUACGUCUUCCACAGAGAGAGGCCCAAAGAGCCUGGACCGCAUCCUCAGCCCACCAGAGAAAACAAAGAGUCCAGACAUUACACACAAGCAAGACACAUUCUCAGGGACCUUCUCUGACUCCGGACGUAACUCUAUGUCUAGCCUGCCCACCCACAGCACCAGUGGCAGUCUCAGUGCUUCCACAGGCCCCGUCAGUCACACUGAUAGCAACUCACCUCCUGCGAACAGCCUCAGCAAGGGACUACAACCCAAUUUCCCUCCAUGGGUCAACGGGAAUAACACUAACCUUGACUGCAGCUACACGGCUGGUUUAAACAGCAGCAGCCUGACAUCUAAGGCUAAUGGGGAUGCUGGCUCCCCACUCGCUGCAGAUAAGCCAAGCCCUCUCUGUGAAACUGCAGGUGGGAUUCGAUCCCCUAUUACUCCAGAUGAGUCACUGAUUGAGCAUUUGGAACAAAGGCUUCUGGAGAGAGAGACUGAACUGCAGGAGCUACAGGUGACGUUUGAGGAGAAGGAGGCUGAAACCUGUCAGCUGUUUGACGAGAGACAGAGGUACUGCACCGAAGAGAUUGAGGGUUUAAAGCAGCGGUGUUCCACAAGGCUACGACAAGUGUCACAGAUAGCUGCAAAAACCCAGCAAGCACUGCAGCUACAAGUGAACCAGCUCCAGGAAGAAAAAGUGAAGCUUCAGGAAGAUGUUUCCAAGCUGACCCAGGAGAAGGACUUGACCGAACUCAGAUUGAGAACUUACGAGACACAAAAUACGCAGUUGGCUCCAACACUUGAGGAAACUCAGUGGGAGGUGUGCCAGAAGACAGGGGAGAUUUUCUUAUUGAAGCAACAACUGAGAGACUGUCAGGCAGACAUUAGCCACAAACUGAAUGAGAUAGUGAGCCUCAGGGCAUCACUGAAGGAAAUCACAGCGAAGAUGGAGACGCUCAAAAAACAGAAUAAAGACCAUGAGGACAAGUUGCACUCACGCACUAUAGAGGCAGAGGUCUGCCAGAAUGAGCUUCAGCGUAAAAAGAAUGAGGCAGAUUUGCUCAGAGAGAAAGUGGGAAAACUGGAAAAAGACAUUCAGGGAAUGAAACAGGAUCUGGCAGUGGCCAAAGAGCAAAGGAUUCAGCACAGUCUGGAACUUGAUGGCCAUGCCCAGACUCAGACUUCAGAAAGACUAAUUCAAGUCUCAAACUCCCCUGCUGAGGGCUGCAGGGAGGAGAACAAGGGACAUAUGUCCACAGAAUCCCUCCAGAAAGAAGUGGAGACACUCAAACGACAGCUCAUGGAGGAGAAGGACGCCCAAGAGAGACUGGCCAACAGCUUUGAGCAGGAGAGGCAGACAUGGAACAAGGAGAAAGAUAAGGUUAUCAAGUACCAGAAGCAGCUCCAGAUCAACUACCUGCAGGUGCACAAGAAGAACCAGGACCUGGAGAGGAUCCUAAAAGAACUGACCGCAGAACUGGAGGCCCGGACAGAGCUGGGCUCGGACAUGACCUACAGCUCAGGGUUACAAACAUACGAUGACGUGAUUGCCACAGAGAUUUGAUGGGAGCACUCCCACACAUCCACCAAAAGUAACACUGGCACAUGACUGUUUUUUCACCUCAGAUAUUUAUGCAUCUACACAUCAUAGAUGACACAACAAAAUGACAGCUAGAAGUCAUUUUCACCACUCAUUUCUGUUUUUAGAAGGGUUUUUAAUAGAAGGUGCUAAAUGCAGUCUCCAAUACAGAAUUAAAAAUACUACUUAUUCUAGUAACUAUUUGUUUAAAGUAAAUUUUAAGUUAUUUAAUGUUGAGAAGAUAAUAUUUUUAUUUUUAUAUCACACUGCCAGCCUCACAUAAUAUUCAAAUUAUGUGUUUUGUGAAUGGCAGCAACUGAUUUAUGUGUCUUUUGAUUAAUGUUUGAUAGUAACACAUGAUAAGCAUGAUAGUGGCUAAACAUCUGUGGUCCAUACCAGCAUGGAAAUGACAGUGAUGUAUCUCCUGUGUCAGCUCUAAGAUCCUAAACCAUAAUUUACUCAGCUUUGUUUAUCCACUACCAUUAUUACAUUGUCCUUCACUGCUAGAGAUUUGUGUCUUUUCCAUGCCCUGAACCAUUUUUAGGGUAACUUUGAAACACUGGUGUCUUAUAUUUUCAACAACAAAACAUGUUAUAAUUAAACUAAAGUGUCAUGAAUUUCAUCAGUUCACUUUAACUUUCAACAUGUUGUGUUAAUGUGUCCUGUAAUUCACUUUGAAAAUAACACCAGUGCAUGAGCAGGUUGGGAUCCCAUAGAACUUCUACCUAUUUAAAGCUAAUUUUUUACAUUAGUUUGAUUGUGAACCCAGUAGACUGUGGAUCCUCCUUUAAAAACAAGUAGAGAUUAUAAACUUCAGAUCACCGGAUAUCGUCACUGUAUUUUUUGUUCGGAUCAUUUCUCUGAGCAAACUUCAAGCCUGAACCAUGGAAAGAAUUAAACCUUUAUUCCACAAUGACGAUGUCGUGUUAAUCCCUGUUACCGAACUCCAGAUAAUACAGAUUAUAUUAGAUAAUAUCUGUGACACAUAUCAAGGGCAAACACACAUUUUGAGAUUCACCUUGUGUUGUCUUUGAGUGUAUGGCUAUGUAUUAUUUUUAAUAAAUCUCUUUAUUGAGUUCUUUGUAGGGAAGCACCUCCCUUGUGGGAACAUGAACUUUGUCCUUAUAACAUAAAUCAUUACAUUUUAAGGUUAGAGAGCCUCUAAACACAUGGGAAUAUAACAGUGAAUGUGUGUGUGUGUGUGUGUGUGUGUGAGAGAGAGAGAGACGUGGAGAUUAAGAAGUGCAGGAUAGCACACAAUAAAAGCAAGGAAAGCAUUGAAAAAAAAGCUGUACUGUCUAUCUCUCUCUACAUUGUUCAUCCAACUUCAUAAGAGUUAGCUGGAACAGCUCCACUCGGAGACAAACAGUUCUUCCUACCAGCAGCCCCGACCAUUUGGCUCUACUAUUUUGGAGCUAUUCCAUUUCCCACAAGGGCAAAGUAGUUUGAGAAGCAAAAGUUUAACUACUCCACCCACUCAAUACUCUGGGGCUCACACAGACUACCAGGGAGAAAUAUGCACACACUGCGCUGGUCAAGAAUGUGUGGCAAUCUCUGUAAUGAGGCUGCUGGAGAUUGCUCAGCUACCCACCAUUACAUUACAUUACCACAGCAAGUCAGGAGAGAUUUGGAGGCAGACAGGCUAAGCCGAACUCCAAGGUAAGGUACAGAAACCAGCAGCACUCAAACUCAAGUGACUGAUAAGUGUUUUACAAUCCUAACUCUGGGUCUGGGCAUAGAAAAGUGGAAAGGAAUGUAGCAAAUGGAUAAGUAAUACUGCAGCUUCAGCAAAUAUGAGUUCACUUGGUGUGUGAUGGUUGCAGAAUAUUAUAAAUAAAAACAAA